CAAAUUCGUUCUAUAUAAAGAACAGGCCCUAACAAUUGGAUACAAUCAAGUUGCAUAGUGCAAUUCUUCGAUUUCAAUUUCACAAACCGCUUUUGGUGCUUCCCUCUUCAUCUCAUUGAUUACACAUUUAAGUUGUUACUUUAUAUUAUAAGCUAAGUAUUAGAUCAAUUAGAUAUGGUUGGAAUAGGGAUUCCAAUAUGUGUACAAUGUGGUAACACUGGCAACCCUUGCCGGUGCAAGGUGGUGGGCCCAACGGUGGGGUUCCUGGCGUUUGCGGCGGCGGCGGUAGUGGAGUGGCCGGUGGGUGCUCUGGUUUAUUGUUUCCGCCACAUGAAGGGCCGCAAAAUCAUGGCUCAUCCUGCCACCGUGGUCUACCCUUCAGUCACUAAUGCUAUUCCAAUUUAAGUUGACACUUCUUACACCUUUUCCCUCCUUCACUCACUUUUAUGUCUCAUGUAUGAUAUGAAUAAAAUCAUGAAUCUAUGUUGUUUUUCUUUUUCUCCGAUAAAAAUAUCGGAUAGGAUGUUAUCUUAACUUAAUUUCGUCUGCUAAUUUUCUUUCCUUAGUUUAUUAACCUUUUGUAUUAAUUUGUGAAAUAGAAAUUAGUGCUAUGUAUAAGUUUAAUUAA
Arachis ipaensis is the source of this 628-nucleotide messenger RNA. RefSeq lists its product as uncharacterized. The record is from RefSeq and is a predicted model, not a curated record. Lineage: Eukaryota; Viridiplantae; Streptophyta; Magnoliopsida; Fabales; Fabaceae.